CUGGCUGUCACCGCUGCCACUGGCAUCGCUGCGUGCAAUAUCGGUGGGACGACGAUACACUCUUGGAGUGGCUACAACAAGUUCGACAAGGAUCUCGCUAACAAACUUAUUGGGCAGAGAAAGAAACUCCGGCAGACGCUGGAUCGGUGGGAGCAGGUCGACACGUUAAUUAUUGACGAGAGU
Molecule: messenger RNA, 183 nt
Organism: Schizophyllum commune H4-8
Lineage: Eukaryota; Fungi; Basidiomycota; Agaricomycetes; Agaricales; Schizophyllaceae
Exons: 1
Biological process (GO): DNA repair; telomere maintenance
Molecular function (GO): DNA helicase activity
Source: RefSeq, a predicted model, not a curated record